Molecule: messenger RNA, 4510 nt
Organism: Solanum lycopersicum (tomato)
Lineage: Eukaryota; Viridiplantae; Streptophyta; Magnoliopsida; Solanales; Solanaceae
Source: RefSeq, a predicted model, not a curated record
CUCAUUUUUUUUUUUACCUUACAAAUACAAUUUACAGUAAGCUCUCUAAAGCUUCAACCAAAUUGCCGGCUACUGUUGGAAUUUUCUCCGGGAAGCAAAACGAGAAAUGAGAGGAGGCUUGAUAUGGGCUACAGCAGAUGACUUGGCAAAGAAUAGAGGAAGAGUUCUGUCUUUGUAUAGGCAAAUCUUGAGGAGCCUUAAUUCACCUGCUUUGCCAUUUAGCUUAGCAGUUAGACUUCAAAAGAAAGCUGAGGUCCGUGCCAUGUUCAUGUUGGGUUCCGAGGAGCAAUCUCUACAUAACAUUCAAGAUCUUAUUGAUGCUGCUGAAUACUCUCUUUCCGUUUUACGAAAAGGCGAAAUUCCAUAGCACUUUCAAGUUUAUCAAUAAGCCUGGACAUCUUGUUUGAAGCAGCUCUUGUUUGAUUUUAGUACUAGCAACUUCAAGUUUUUGAUGAAGAUUUCUCUUGUGCAACAUGACUCUCUAAUCAUCUCUAAAGUGGCUUCAGCAUCCUGUAAAUUUUAGUCCUGUAGUAUAUGGUUUUAGAGUAGAUGAUCUAGGACAUUAUUUUGCCAGAGACUAUUCACACGAGGAUGCCAGCGUGCUUCUGAAUGACAUACAAUUUUCUACCCCUAAAUACAAGCUGAAUUACAGAGACGGAGAACGACAUUUCCUUGUUCCUAGAGAUGUUUAGAUAUGAUAAAACAAAAAGUUGAUACCUGAGAAUUAUUAGUACUUGUAGUGAUUUCUUCUUUUCUGGCCUGUCAAGGUGAUACAGAUGUGUUUUAUGUGCAUCCCAAAGUCAGUACUUUUGCUUUGGUUGAUACUGGGCUCAACUGUUUCCUGUUGUUAAAAUGGUUUAUUUUUCGUAUUAGAUGCUACGGUCUUUAAAUAUCUGGAAAAGGCCUGUUUUUAAGCUUGGAGACUUAAUUCAUACUGAUGGAUCAUCCAUCCAUCGUUUAUUAGGACAUCACCCCAAAACUAUCCUCCCGCUCACAACUCAUAAAUAAAUUAGAAAUAACGCUCACUAACCACUCUGGUUAUCGAAAGAUAGUCAUGUUAUUUAGCAUUUUCUUUGUUUUCAAAACUUUAUGACAUUCAAUUUUGGUUAGCCAAUUUGUUUAUGAAAACUCUGCGAUAAUCUUUUGGACGAGCAUCGGGUAAAUUCUCUACUAAGAUGAAAACUACACUAGGCAAAUUUUAUGUGUCAUGAUCGACUCAAGCAAUUCCUAUUCGACAUGCUCGGAGAUUGAUCCGUUCGAUUCAAAAGACAUUGAAGGGGAUUAAUCAACCAUGUGGAUGAACCACCUUCCAAACUAACUGAGCUUGAGCGGACUAAUUAGCCCGUUUGAAAAAUGGUUAUUUUGUGGAUUUUUUCAUGUGGAUAUGACAAGUUUGGUUGGACCAAAAUAUUAUGCCCAAUCAAUACGCUCUUCCAUUGAUCAUGUAAAAAUCUGUUCGACAAUUCUUCCCGCCAAAGUCCGUUCUGAUUCAUCUUUCAAGUCCCAAAUUGCAGUAAACAGUUUCAAUUAAUGGAGCAAGAGCUCAAGAUCGAUAUUAUUUUUUCUGUGUGUUUCUGAACAAGAAAUCAAAUGUUCUACCAACCAUGGCCUUAAUUUUUGGUUGCACUGUAAAUUCUCAAGACCCUUCUGUAUUUCCUAAACUCCAUACCAGCAAAUCAAUCAAAAAAUUCAAUUAUUUGAUCACCAAAACUAGCUCCCUACAGCACACCCAACAACCCCUUUACGCCAAAAUCAUAUUUUUAUGUUCUUCUUCAAUACCCUCUAAGGAUAUGAGCUAUAUCCACUCUCUUUUCACUCAAAUAUAUGAACCAGAUAUCGAUGUUUAUAAUUCUAUAAUGAGAUGUGUUUUAAGCACUAAAUGUAAGGAAAAUGCUUUACUUGGUUUUGUAAUGUAUGUUGAAAUGAUGUGUAAAGGUUUAGAUUUGGAUAAAUACACGUACCCUCUUGUGAUAAAGGCGUGUGUAGAGUUACGUGAGCUGAGAUAUGGCAGGUUGGUUCAUGCCCAUGUGAUAAAAAAUGGGUUUGCGUUGGAUUUGUAUGUAGUGAACAAUUUGAUGCGAUUGUAUGGUGUUUGUGGGUGUGUAGGGAGUGUAAGGAAGGUGUUUGAUAGAAGUCCUGUGAGAGACUUGGUAUCUUGGACUAUUUUGAUUCAGGGAUAUGUGGACAAUGGUUAUUGGAAGGAAGGAGUGGAUUUGUUCUUUGAGAUGGUAGAUGACGGGUUAAGGGCUGACGAGAGGAUGAUGGUUGUUGUGAUAUCUGCGUGUGCGAAAUUAGGGGAUUCGAGAUUGGGAAAGAAGUUACACAAAUACGUGCAGAGUCAUAAGUUGAAUUUUGAUGUGUUUCUUGGGAAUGCAUUGGUCGAUAUGUACUUAAAAUGUGGUGAACGGGAUGUUGCUCUUGAUGUUUUCAGAGAGAUGCCGAUGAGAAAUGUGAUCUCUUGGAAUACAGUAAUAUCUGGAUUGGCUCAAAGAAGGGAGUUUAAACAGGCAUUGAGUGCAUUUAUUGAAAUGCAGGAUCAAGGAGUAAAGCCUGAUGAGAAUACUUUAGUUGGUGUUCUGAACUGUUGUAGCAGUUUAGGGGCGCUAGAAGUUGGGAAAUGGGUGCACAGAUAUAUAGAUAGAAAUCGGAUACAAUUAGCGGGGUUUGUGGGCAAUGCUCUUGUAGAUUUGUAUGCCAAGUGUGGAAGCAUGGACGAUGCCCUUAGAGUUUUUGGAAGUAUGGCUACUAAAGAUGUUUAUUCAUACACAUCCGUCAUAGUUGGUUUGGCCACACAUGGAAAGGCACGGAUGGCACUUAAGUUUUUCUAUGAAAUGCUUGAUAUUGGCAUAAAACCAAAUGAAGUCACGUUUGUAGGUGUUCUCACAGCUUGCAGUCAUGGAGGACUGGUGGAAGAGGGUCACAAUUUCUUUACAGAUAUGUGGAGAGUGCACAAAUUAAAACCUCGAAUAGAGCAUUAUGGCUGUAUGGUUGAUCUGUUGGGUCGUGCAGGGUUGAUAGAUGAAGCAAUGGAGUUCGUGAAACACAUGCCAAUUGAACCUGAUGCUUCUAUUUGGGGAUCGAUAUUAGCAGCAUGUAGGAUACAAGGAAAAGUUGAACUCGCUGAGCAUGUGACUGAAAUACUUGUCAAUAUGGAGUCCGAAAAAGAUGGUACAUACACACUGAUGUCAAACACAUAUGCUUCAGUCAGUAAAUGGAAAGAUGCUUUAGAAGUAAGAAAGGCAAUGAAGAGACAGAAAAUAAAGAAAGUCCCUGGAUGUAGCUCCAUUGAACUUGAUGGUGUUGUUUCUGAAUUUAGGAGAUGCGACAAAGCCCAUCCACGAAGUAAAGAUAUAUAUGCGAUGGUUGAGCAAUUGACAUUUCAUCUAAUUGGCACAGAAGCAGACGGAAGUGAGUCUUGCAUAAUUUGAAUGGUGCAAAGGAACAGCAAUUAUUCCCUUUAGUUGAAUGCAUUAUGAUUUGAAGUCCAGAAUUGCCAGUUAAAAGGCAUGAGAUCUUGCUUAGCCCUCAAGGAGAUGACCAAGUAGUCGAAGAACUAGAGUUACAACGCAGGGAACAAAAGUUCAAGCCUCAGCAAAGGUAACAAACACUUCCCAGUUACCUUGUCUUAUCUGCAAAGGACUACAUCUUAGCGAUGACUAAAUCUAACGUAAGUUAUUAGUAAUGCUAUUCUGAAUUUGAUGGCGUUGAUGUAUUCAAGAAUAUAUAAAUCUUAGUUUAUGACUAAAAUACGAAAGAUUCAAUGAUCUGGGUACUCAUAACUGCAAGCUUGGCCUCAAAUGGCUUAAGAGGCUCUUGUGUUGGUUGCCUGCCCACAAAAUUCCUUGUGAAGCAAAGACAGGAAUAUUAUACUCAAUCCUGAGAUGUUCGAGUUGUGUUGGACCUAAAUUCUUGUGAAACAAUAGAAUUUGAUCGAUCCAAUAUUUGUCGUUAAGGUGGAGAACUGAACCUAGAAUUCUCUUUCUUCAUCAUCAAUCGAAAAGACAAUAAUUGGCGUACAAGGGAAACAUGCAGUUAAAGCAGAGUUCUUAGGUGGUAGAGCACUGUGACGUAUAGGGAAGCAUCUCAGUUAGCUUCUUGAAACAACAGAAUAUAUAUCUUCUGAUUUCUGUUAGCUACGGGUUUGGUAAAACUCAAUUUGUUACUCUUCCUUUCUUUUUAGUCCGUUUCAAGAAAAUGACUCUUUCCCUUUUUAACUAUUUUUUUGUUUUAAUUUUUCAUAUGACAUGUUUGAUCGCAAGAUUUAAUGUUUGAUACAUUUGACAUGACAAUAAAAAUCAAAAAAAUCUUUUUUAUUUUCUUGAAAUCUGUGUCAAGUCAAAAUAUGAAAAACAAAUUCAAACUGUGGAAGUACUUAAGUUAGAGAGGACUUCUCAAACAUUACUUGUAAUUUAAGUAGGAAAAGAGUUUAAUUUUCUUCUACAUUGGUGGAUUAAUUUCUUUCCUUGUCUAAUUCUAAAUUCUAUAAUAGAAAAGUUUCGAACCAACUCAA